Messenger RNA from Aspergillus chevalieri, 810 nucleotides. Its product is annotated as HpcH/HpaI aldolase family protein. Gene Ontology annotation, molecular function: aldehyde-lyase activity. Lineage: Eukaryota; Fungi; Ascomycota; Eurotiomycetes; Eurotiales; Aspergillaceae. Bases 1 to 810 code for a protein of 269 amino acids. The transcript has a single exon. The record is from RefSeq and is a predicted model, not a curated record. Gene Ontology annotation, cellular component: cytoplasm.
AUGCAAGCAGCAAAUCGUCUCCAGAAAUCCCUCCGAAAACGAGAACCCGCCUUCGGAGCCUGGCAAAUGCUCCCUGGCACGAACCUCGCCAGAGUUAUAUGCCGAUCGUCACCAAGUCCCGACUGGCUCCUUGUCGACUUAGAGCACGGCAACAUUUCAGACGAUUCAAUGCACGAGAUAGUGGCCGCAUCAGCAGCCUGCGGCGUCUCCCCCAUCGUUCGUGUCCCCGAGGGUCAGUCCUGGAUGAUUAAGCGUGCCCUGGAUUCUGGUGCGCACGGAAUCCUUGUACCCGUUCUGGAGACAGUGCAAGAUGCGAAGAACAUAGUGCAGUACUCAAAGCUACCACCUGUUGGAACUCGAGGUUUGGAGAGUCUCCUUGCAGUGGAGAAGCUUGUUGAGCAGCAUCCGCACGGCGGGAAAGUUAAACAGUUGACCGGCGCGAAAUAUGCACAGCAAGCCAACGACUCGCUGGUUAUAGCGGUACAGAUCGAGACGAAAUCUGCCUUGGAGAAUGUAAAGGAAAUUGCUGCUGUUCCAGGCAUUGAUGUUUUGUUUAUUGGCCCUUUUGACCUUGGCAUCAAUAUUGGCCGUCCUAUUUCUAGUCCGGAUCAGAUGGAUCCGGAGCUUGUUGAUGCCAUUCAAUCAAUUCACGAUGCUGCGCAAUCAGCUGGUAAGGCUACAGGGAUUUACUGCGAUACCGGUGAGCAGGCGAGGGAGUAUGCCAACAGAGGGUUUCACAUGGUGAGCGCCAUAACCGACAUGAUAGGGAUUCGGAAAGUGUUCAAUCAAGCUUUUACCGCGACAAAGUGA